ACGAGAGAUCGGCAAUCUUAGGAACCUCAAGGAAUUUGGCAUAGAAAGAAACCAAAUCACAGGCUCUAUACCCAGAGAAAUUGGGAAUUUGACCGAGCUUACAUUGAUUGUAUUUGCGCACAACUUCUUAACAGGUGUAAUACCAGAAGAGAUGUCCAACCUUCACAAACUGGAGGCACUUUAUUUAAUAUUCAAUGAGUUAAAUGGCUCAAUACCGGUUGGGAUCUUCAACCUCUCAACGUUGAGUGUGGUUUCAUUGGGAUUCAAUCACCUCACAGGCAAUCUUCCUUCAAAUAUUGGUUACCAAUGGCCAAAUUUAGAAAAGUUUCAUCUUGACGGAAAUAACAUCGGUGGAAUUAUGCCAGCUUCUAUUGUAAAUUGCUCUAAAUUAACCAUUCUAUCCCUUCCAGGAAACCGAUUUACUGGCUCCAUUCCAAACUCCAUUGGGAAUCUUGAACUCCUGGAAUCUCUAUUUCUUUCUGACAACAAUUUGACCAGUGAUCCUACAUCUUUGGAGCUGGAGUUUCUUACUUCGUUGACAAAUUGCAAGCAUUUAAAGACUUUAGAGCUAGCUGAAAAUCCACUUAACGGGGUUCUUCCAGCUUCCAUUGGAAAUCUUUCUACAUCCCUACAAUAUUUCAAUGCAAGAGCUUCUAAUAUCAAAGGCCCCAUCCCAAGAGAAAUUGGCAACUUGAGCAGUCUACUCUUGAUUUCUCUAGAAGACAAUCAGUUAACUGGAGAUAUUCCAAGAACAGUCCAAGACUUACAAAACCUUCAGGUGCUGUCUCUCAUGAGAAACAAACUAGGGGGCAGUCUAGAUAGUUUCUGUAAGAUGCACAGCUUAUCUGAGUUAUAUCUUAGCCAAAACCAAAUUCCAGGCAUUAUUCCAGAUUGUUUUGGCAAUAUGACAUCUCUCAGGGAUAUUUACCUUCGCUCCAACUUAUUAACCUCUACUAUUCCUAGAAGCUUGUGGAAAUUAAGAGAUCUCUUAGUGCUUGUCCUGGCCUCAAACUCCUUAAUUGGCUCAUUGCCUCUCGAGGUUGGAAAUUUGAAGGCUGCCAUAAAUAUUGACAUGUCAAUGAAUCAAAUCUCUGGGGAGAUUCCUUUGACAAUGGGAGAUUUACAGAACCUCCAAAACCUUUCUUUGGCAGACAACCAGUUGCUAGGAUCAAUUCCUGAAUCUUUUGGAAACCUGUUCAGCUUAACAUCCCUAGACUUGUCAAAUAACAGCCUUUCUGGUUUGAUCCCAAAAUCAUUGGAUAAACUUCAAUCCUUGAAAGUCCUUAACCUUUCUUCUAAUCAUUUGAGGGGUGAAAUUCCCUCGGCUGGUCCUUUCAGAAGCUUCACAAGUGAAUCCUUCAUUUCCAAUGACGCUCUGUGUGGCGAUCCAAAAUUUGAUGUUCCACCAUGCCAAACCAAUCCACAACAUGGAUCAAAAUUGAAAAGGGUGCUUUUAAUUACACUUUGCUUACUGGGGAUUGCUAUUGUGGUCGUCUUAGCCUUGGCCGUUGUAUUCAUAAGAUUCCAGAGGAAGAAAAAGGUUCCAAGUGCAACAGAUUUCUUUCCUGGUGUAACCAGGAAAGAAAGAGUUUCUUAUUAUGAGCUGUUACAAGCAACUAAUGGGUAUGGUGAGAGCAAUUUAAUUGGCUCUGGGAGUUUUGGAUCAGUUUAUAAAGCGACUCUAGGUGAUGGUAGGUCAGUGGCUGUAAAAGUAUUUAAUUUGCAACUAGAAGGUGCAGAGAAGAGUUUUGAUGUGGAAUGUGAUGCACUCUGCAACCUUCGCCAUCGAAAUCUCGUGAAAGUCAUCAGCAGUUGCUCUAAACAUGAUUUCAAAGCCUUGGUCCUUGAAUACAUGUGUAAUGGGAACCUUGAGAAAUGGCUGCACUCUCCUAACUAUUUCUUGAAUGUCUUCCAAAGAUUGGACAUUAUGAUAGAUGUGGCAAGUGCUUUGCAAUAUCUGCACCAUGAAUACUCGACACCUGUGAUUCACUGCGACUUGAAACCAAGUAAUGUCCUCAUUGAUGAAGAUAUGGUCGCCCAUGUAAGUGAUUUUGGUAUUGCAAAGUUCUUGGGAAAGGAGGAGAGCACUGCAUUAACCAAGACCUUAGCAACAAUUGGUUAUAUGGCACCGGAAUAUGGAUUGGAAGGAUUAGUGUCAACAGCAUGUGAUGUCUACAGCUAUGGAAUCCUGCUAAUGGAAGUCUUUACGGGAAGAAGGCCUAGUGAUGAAAUGUUUGAUGGAAAUAUAAACUUGAAGAGUUGGGUAAAAGAUUCUAUGCCUAAUGCAACUGUUCAAGUUAUAGAUGCAAAAUUGUUGAAGCCUAAUGAAGAACGAUAUGCAGAAAAGUUGGAAUGUUUGUCGUUAAUCAUGAGAUUGGCCUUAAAUUGUGUUCCUGAAUCUCCCAAGGAAAGGCUCAGUAUGAAAGCUGUUGUGGAUACAUUGCAUAAGAUCAAGCUAAGAUAUCUUGAGUGUCAUGUCACGGACGUAAAUAAAUAAAGAAUGCAAUAUUCCAAAGCAUCUUUCUGUACGGAUUAAGAAACUAUAUAGUAAAUAAGUUUCUCAAAUCUUUGGGGGAAAAAGCCAACUUGGAUCGUUUUCUCUGAUCCCCAAAACCCUGUUUGUUUGAAUCUGUAAUUUUACUUGCAAUUUACUUCAUAUUUAGGCACACCCAUUUAUUGGUCCUAUAUUUAGGCAUUU
Molecule: messenger RNA, 2698 nt
Organism: Coffea arabica (coffee)
Lineage: Eukaryota; Viridiplantae; Streptophyta; Magnoliopsida; Gentianales; Rubiaceae
Biological process (GO): protein phosphorylation
Molecular function (GO): ATP binding; protein binding; protein kinase activity
Source: RefSeq, a predicted model, not a curated record